Andrographis paniculata is the source of this 1954-nucleotide messenger RNA. RefSeq lists its product as uncharacterized. NCBI's taxonomy places the organism in Eukaryota, Viridiplantae, Streptophyta, Magnoliopsida, Lamiales, Acanthaceae. Bases 82 to 1503 code for a protein of 473 amino acids. The record is from RefSeq and is a predicted model, not a curated record. The transcript has 4 exons.
AAAUAGAGAAGCAGUGAAAUGAAAACCCUAAUCCCUAAGUCGCAGUGAACCAUUUCACCGUACAAGAAUUGCAUCUUCGAAAUGCGGAGAAAUUUGGCAAAACUUCCGUACCCGGUGAUCGGUCGCGCCACCGCCGCUGAUUCGUCUGCUUCUGCAGGUUUCUCCACCUCAUCAGCCGGUGGCGGCGGGAGAGGCCGUGGUGGUUGGAGACCUCUCCAGUUCGCCGUCGAUGAGGCCCGAAAGAACGAAUCCGAUAAUUCGAAGUUCGAAGAUGCACCGCCGCCCCAUGGCCAUGGCCGUGGUCGAGGCCAGCCUCUUCCUUCCUCUCCUAUCCUCCCUUCAUUCUCUUCAUUAUUGAAUAAUGAUCCAAAAGCUCCUCCCAUAGGCCGCGGCCGUGGUUUUGUUCCUCCGAAGACCGUUACGCCGCCGCCCCGAGACACGGCUGAUUCAACCUCCAAAUUUCAAAACAUCGGGAAUAAAGCACCAUUGAACAGUGAAGCGCAAUUCGAUUCGCCUGAAUCCACAUCCCCAGCCAGACGAGACAAAAAUCUCCUAACCGAAAUUUCCAGUAUCCUACACGGCUCUGGGCGGGGGAAGCCGAUGAAGGCAACCACCGCCCCAGCCGAGAAGGCUCAAAUGGAGAAUCGGCACAUCCGUGCGCGUCCGCAGCCGAAAGCACCUGAGGCGACUAGAGCUGCUGAUUCUCCUCAACAAUCAUUGAGUCAGGAGGAAAAGGUGAAGAAGGCCAUGGGGAUACUGACACGCGGAGAGCCAGAGGGCGGUAGAGGUGGAGCUGCCGCAUUCGGCGGACGCGGUAGAGCAGACAUGAGAGGGAGAGGAAGAGGAAGGUUCAGCGGGAGGGGAGGAAGGGGAAGGGGAAGGGGCGAGGAAGAAGAUGAAGACUUAGAAGAUAUUGUACCUGUAGGGCUGACUCUAGGCGGACCCGAAGACGAGGAGAAAUUGGCGAAGAAGCUAGGGCCAAAAGUCAUGAAUGAAUUGGCUGAAGAAUUUGAGGAGAUGUCGUACAGGGCGUUGCCGUCCCCUAUUGACGACGCAUUUGUGGAUGCACAUCACACCAAUCUUUUGCUUGAAUGUGAGCCAGAGUAUUUGAUGGAAGAGUUUGGUACCAAUCCAGACAUCGAUGAGAAGCCCCCAAUUCCUCUCCGUGAUGCUCUGGAGAAGAUGAAGCCAUUUUUGAUGGCAUAUGAGGGGAUUGAGAGUCAAGAAGAGUGGGAGGAAAUUAUGGAAGAAACAAUGAAGACAGUCCCACUUAUGAAAAAGAUUGUCAACUAUUACAGUGGUCCAGAUAGAAUAACUGCAAAGCAACAGCAAGAAAAGCUAGAGAGAAUUGCCAAGACUCUCCCAGCCAGUGCUCCUGCUUCGGUCAAAAAUUUUACAGACCGUGCCGUUCUCUCAUUGCAGAGCAACCCGGGCUGGGGAUUCAACAAGAAACGCCAAUUCAUGAAAAUGCUUGUGAAUGAGGUUUCUGAGCAAUACAAGUAAACGUGUUGCCCAGUUUCUCUUGCAGAUGAAAUGAUGUUUUGUGCCAAAAGAUAUGCAAGAUGGAACCUGCCAUAGGGUUUUGCAGCAGAAGUCACCACUGGGUAAGCUCUUUGAACUUGUGUUGUUAUUGGUUGAUAUGACCUCUUUUGAAAUCAAGCUUGUGGUAGAUCUGUCCAUCUUUUUUAUUUGAAAAGAAUAAUUCUUAAGCACAAACAAACAAACAAAUUAUGGGAUUCAUUUUACAGAAGAAUCGAGUAAAGUGAAGUGGAUGACUUUGGUAGUUUGAUUUGCAGUGAGAUAAUCUUCUACUGAAUAGGCAUUUGGUUCAUUAGUUGAAGAGUAGAACUGAGUGAUACUUUCGAAAUUGGUUCGAUUAUAAAUAAUGUUGUAAAGACUUUUGGCAAUUUUGACCGAACACUGCUUUUAUGCAAUUUCGUUUAUUAUUGCUUGA